Messenger RNA from Chironomus riparius, 2284 nucleotides. The record is from the annotation of a GenBank genome assembly. NCBI's taxonomy places the organism in Eukaryota, Metazoa, Arthropoda, Insecta, Diptera, Chironomidae.
CAAUCCCCUGCUUGUAACGAGCUUUUUUUAAAUUUUUAUUCUGAGUUGUCAACAAAACAUUGUCUUUUUCUUAAAGAUUAAUUAUAUUAAGUGGAUAAGAUGUCUUUAAUUAAGAAGAUUGUAGAAAUAGUCGAAAGAUCCGACAUGGUAGAUGCUAAGAAACAGAUAAACAAGCUUAAUAAGGAGAUAAGAGAUCAUAAAGAAAAGGUUCGUUCUUUGAUGCAAGCAAAUUACACCGACUUUAUGCCUGAAAUAGUAUCAAAUGAGGCGUUGCUUGAAGAAGGAUGUAUUAUGGAAAGUGAAAUGAUAAAUCUUAAAGACAGCUUAAACAAUGAGAGCACAAACAUGCUAAAAUCAGCAAGUAAAGAUGUUUCAAAACUUACAGAGGAACUGAAUGAGAAUCACCUUGCAUUAAUUACUUCUUUAAAAUUAGUGAAGAUAGAUUCUUUGCUUCAUAAAAUCAAACCUUACAAUGAAAUUAAGAAUUUUAAGGAAGUUAAUAAUUUGUUAAAUGACAUUCAACUAUUAAUUGGAGAUCCAGAUGAUAAGAUCAUUAGACGUCUCGAAGUAUACAAAAGUCUCAAAGUUAAGCUAACUGUUGAACGUGAAACAAUGAUGAAAAAUUUGAUUGCGCAAUUUGGAAAUAUAGUUUUUACUAGAACAAAGACAUUCCCAAAAAAUCAAUCAGUUACAUUCAGAAUAUCUAAGAAUCCAAAGGAACUUGUUGAGUGCAUCCAUACAUUGCUGGAAUGUGAUUACGAUUUCCAAGACUUUGUCAAUUUCUGCAUGAAUAAUGUUUUUCAGCCAAUUGCAAGCCGUGCUGUCUCAUUGGAUAUUAAAGAAAGUGACAAGGAAGUUUCAAUGAUUCUUAUGUACAGCUUGGAACCAGUGAGUGAUGAAUUGCGACCAAACUAUGAAAUUGUGUUCCUUAAUCUGCGAAGUGUUUUAUUUCAUAUGCUACACAUGAAUGUGGUCAUUCAAGAUAAUUGUCACUUCCUUUCAUACCUUUUUAACACUUGUAAAUCAAAAAUGUUUGACAUGAUCUUCGAUGAAUGCUUAAAAUUCAAUAUUCCUAAAACGUAUGAAGUUAAGAAUCAUUCAACAAUUGAUGUAGAUAUCAGAAAGUUGUGCAAAAACUUUACUGAAUUGAAAUUAUUUGAUUCUAUCGAUGAAAAGUUUAUCCAAGAUUAUUGUAACAACAUUGAAGACUUAUUCUUCGAGCAAUUCACUAAAAAUGUUCAAGCAUCAGCAAAUGAGAUUCUAAAACGUGAUCUUCAUGACAUGAUUCAUAUUUCUGAUGAUGCAACGUUAAGCACAAUAACUCCAUUUACUUUCCCGAAAUCAAUGAUUUCAAAGAGCACAUUGGAAUUAAUUAAGUUAUUAGAAAAAAUCUUGAGACAGGCAUCAAUUUGCAGUAUUGAAGAUGAACAGAAGAAAACAAACUUGUUAAAUUCUAUUAAGAUUGUAUUGGAUAAUUACCCAUUCACAAUUCAGUUACAUCAUUCUAAAUUACUGUCGAAAAUUCCCCAACAAUCUGCAUUGUUUUAUAACAAUUGUAUGUACCUCUGUAAUUGGAUUGUAUUAAAUGACGAGUUUGAAGACUGUAAUAUCGACGUUGUAACUAAUGAUCUGAAACGUCAAGGUCAGGAGUUUUUUGACUGUCAAGUUGCCAACCAAAAGAUACAGUUACUGGAAAUUUUAAAGGAAUUUAAUCCGUAUCAAAGUUUGAACAACUUUCAGCAAGAACACUUCAAGCCUAUCCGUCAAGCUUUACGUCAAUUGGACUUAUUAAAGAAUGUCUGGCAAACAAUUCUUCCUGUAGAUCUGUACAAUAAGACCAUAGGAAGUUUAUUGGAUGUGGUUGCGCUGAAUAUUAUUAAGAAAGUCUUAGCACUUGAAGAUAUUUCAACGACUUUAGCCAACGGAUUAGUAGAAAUGAUAAAGAAUUUUGAAGAAAAAGGUCAAAUGCUAUUUGAAGCUGACUGCAAUGCACAUCAAGUAGUUCCUAAUUGGAAAAAGUUAAUUAAUCUUGAAUUCAUUUUGGAUGCUUCCCUUAUCGAUAUUCAAGCAAAGUGGAAGAACAAUCAACUUUCAGCCUCAUUUAGAGCCGAAGAAGUAAAACGUUUAAUUCGUGCCUUAUUCCAAAACACAGAGCGUCGUGCUAAUUGUCUUCAAACCAUCAUUUAAAUCACACCAAACUAAAUUGAUUCCGCUAUGUUGUUAAUUAUCUUUUAUUCAUUUGGUUUCUAAUAAAAAAUACAUGAAAAUUGAGUUUCAACAAUUG